AUGUGCUAUGUUAAUAGAAGGGAAAUUCAACUAUACGUUGGUGUUAUUGUAAAAGUUCUUAGGCGUACCUAUGUAAAAGAGCCUAUUUCCGAGCCGCAAUCAAGCGUAACCCAACAGAAUGUCGACGGAUUGAGUCUGUCAUACGGUCCGCCUACACCAGACAACCAACAACAAAACAAACAUGAGUCAUGUUGCUUCAUAUGCAUCAAAAUCUACUAUGUUCUGCUCAGUAUUGCAAAUAUUCUUCUCUGUAUAGCCAUGAUGGCUGUAGCAGUGAGCGCCGCCAUAAACAUGAAGGCCUUUUCUGCGGAACAAUCUGGAAAACUUGUAGCAUUGAUUCUCCUGGCUGUCAUCGCAACUGUCGCACUCUCCAUCACAAUUUACGCGAUGAUUGCGGUAGCUGGGAAUCAUUAUAAGCAUGUUCGAGGGACCUCUGUAGCUCUAUUGCUGCUGGCGAUCAUGAUAGCAGUGGUCAUCGGAGUCUCGCUGAACAUCGGUGUGGAGGAAGAGGUCAGACUGAGCCACUCGCUGUCAGAGUCCUUCAAACUGUCGCAAGAGGACAACACUAGGCAUGUAAAGCUGUGGACAGCUCUACAAAAUGACUUAACGUGCUGUGGAGUCACCGGUCCAGAUGACUAUCGUUACCCUAACCAGCCACCCAUCUUUCCCCCCGACGUGCCCAUCUCCUGCUGCCCUACCUUUGACCCGGAUCGCUCCCAUUUUGUGCAAGAACGAGAGAAGGAAGCUUGUAAAGCGAAACGUGUGUACUUUAACAACGGCUGCAGAGAUCCGGUGAUAGAACUUGUCAGAAGAACAUCGAGAAGAGUCAUGUUGAUCUCCAUCAUUGUGAUCAUUGUUAUGAUAUGGUUAUCAAUUCAAGGGGCGAUAUGGACACGCUACUGCAAACAACAUGAGAAUGAACCAAAUGGGACUUCCUCGAAAAAUCUUUCGAUCAUAGGAAUUUUCACGAAACAACAAAUAAGUACAAAACCAUAAAACUAAUUUAAGAAUAAAAUGGUUAUAGACCAUGGGUUAAAAACCACCAUUUUGCCGUUACGCACACCAUUUGGCUGUAACAUACAAUAUAUUUGCAAAUUAUGCAGAUUGAUUUAUUUUUUGUUUUUCUUCUUUUACUAAAAAGGUUAAAAUGUAAAACGCUGCAAAAAAUAAUAUCACAGAUACCUAAUAAUAUGUAACGAUUUCUAUUUUAAGGUAUGGAAAUUGUAUAAAAAGUUUAAGAUUAUUUGAAAAAAGAAAUCAGUAUUAUUACAAUUCAUCGUCAUCAUCGUCGUCAUUUAUCGUCGUCAUCAAUGUCUAAUAUAAUACAAAUUUAUUUAUUUUUUUAAAUCGAAAAUUUUAAUUUAAACACCUAUAAAUAGGUCGGAAUGUAUACACCAAAGUAUUUGUAAUAAAAAGUUAAGAAAAACAUUAUAU
Messenger RNA from Melitaea cinxia (Glanville fritillary), 1434 nucleotides. RefSeq names its product tetraspanin-15-like. The transcript has 6 exons. The record is from RefSeq and is a predicted model, not a curated record. The coding region runs from base 1 to 996 and encodes 331 amino acids. NCBI's taxonomy places the organism in Eukaryota, Metazoa, Arthropoda, Insecta, Lepidoptera, Nymphalidae. Gene Ontology annotation, cellular component: membrane.